Messenger RNA from Acaromyces ingoldii, 1224 nucleotides. RefSeq lists its product as hypothetical. Lineage: Eukaryota; Fungi; Basidiomycota; Exobasidiomycetes; Exobasidiales; Cryptobasidiaceae. The record is from RefSeq and is a predicted model, not a curated record. The transcript has 2 exons. Bases 1 to 1224 code for a protein of 407 amino acids.
AUGUUCACCAGAAAUGUGGUUUCAUCGAUCAAGACCAAAAUCUGGGGCAAGGACACAGGGACGGCUGACGAGAGUCGUCCCGCUUCGCAACGGCGGCAUGCUGCGAGCCACGCUUGGUUGACGGAGGCGAGCGAGGGCUUGGACUACCUCAGGGCAAGAACCCCUUACCCGUCGUACUUGAUCAAAGCCAUGUUCGCCUACCACGCAGCUGCAUUCGUCAACGACAGUAAGCCCAGGUACGAGGCGGCAUUGGACCUCGGUAGUGGUCCGGGCCAGCUGGCAUUCCACUUUGCGACCAAAUUUGACAAGGUCUUUGCACGAGACCCCUCCGAGAGUCAUAUUGCGAUGGGUCGCAGCCUGGCCAUGCUGGCUAUCACGGAGGCUGAUGAGCUCGAGAGGGUGGGGCUUCCAGCUACGGACGGCCUUAAGCUCGAUUUUGACGUAGGAUCUGCUUCGGAGCCCAACAUCGAUGGACAGGUCGACAGCAUCGUGGUUGCAAACGCCUUUCACUGCUUUGACUGGUCAACACCGGAGUCUACUUGGGACCUAUGGACCACUUGGUCGAAGCUGCUUCGACCCAAUGGGACCAUCUUUGCCAUCGGCCUCGUCCCUUCCGUCGGGCCGCUUACUGGACCGAUGGCCGAGAGGACAAGACCGUUGCGCCAGCUCCUGAUGGGCGCGUCUUUUGAUAGCAGGAGCCCCAUCUCGCAGUACUACACUCACCCGCAAAUCCGGCUGGGCGCUGCCGAAUUCUAUUCCACCGCCAUCAUGCCUUGGACCCUAGGCGAUGACAGCCUGACGAGAGCAUGGCACAGCGAGUCGAGAGGCUACUUUGUCUUUGACUUUCCUCGAGACCUCGAGCUUCCUCCGGGAUUCAACAGCCCAAAAAGCGACGAACCGCUUCCCGCUUGGAUGCCCGAAGACGUUCAAAAGGCUGUCUCGGUGGGCAACGACGCAGGCAACGGUUUUGCUUACGCGAAGGACCCCUGGCGAACCACGACGCCUCGAAAGAUGGCUCAGUGGUUCAGAUCGCUCUCCGGCAGCACACGCUACUACAAAGACCAUCCCGAACAGAAGCUGCGCAUCGGGCGAGAGGAUGACAUGGUUGCCCGAGCCAUCAAGGGUGCAUGCGAAGAGGGCCGGAUCGGCUACGAUGACGUCCUAGAGCUCCACCACUCCGCUUCGCUCCUAAUGCUGCGGAGGAGCAAUCGACCGUAUACCUGA